Diprion similis is the source of this 1272-nucleotide messenger RNA. RefSeq names its product histone deacetylase complex subunit SAP30 homolog (gene Sap30). The coding region runs from base 662 to 1195 and encodes 177 amino acids. NCBI's taxonomy places the organism in Eukaryota, Metazoa, Arthropoda, Insecta, Hymenoptera, Diprionidae. The record is from RefSeq and is a predicted model, not a curated record. The transcript is spliced from 3 exons. Gene Ontology annotation, cellular component: histone deacetylase complex. Gene Ontology annotation, biological process: regulation of DNA-templated transcription. Gene Ontology annotation, molecular function: protein binding; transcription coregulator activity.
CGGGAUUCCGAAACGAAAUACGACGCACUGCGCUGGUUGGACGAAAGCCGUGCGAUGGUUGUGUGCGUGUGCGCAUGGCUGCAUUGUGUGCGAGAGAAACCGAGAGAGUGUAAAUAAGAAUAAUAUACAUAUUUUAGCGAAAACGCCGAUGUGGCUGUCGAAGUAAAUUUUUUUUUACCAAGAAACUCUCAUUCUCAGUAAGAUAUUAAUUCACCACCGCGAAGUAGCCUCAUCUGUAAACAAUUCGUGUUCAACUUACCGAUUACGUCGUCGAGGUUAUAGUCAAUAAAGCGUAUAAAAUAUUGUUCGAAACGAAGUUUUGCGCCGCAUUAUCAACCUGUCGCUAUUCAACCUACCGACGAUAUUUCUCUCGUCCAGUACACAAAAUGUUCUUCCGCUGCUAUUCUAAUGCCAGAAGACAGGGACCGGACCGUCAUCUGGUCAACCAUUUCGCAUAAAAGACCCAACAAUCAUUUAAAAUAUUUUGUAAUUACCUAGCGGUGAUUGUUUGAUCAAAGUCACGUCACACGUUGCAUCAAUCGGCGUCGGAUAAAAUGUCCGUCUGAAACAGAUAGCACUGCAUUUAGCAUCAAACUCAUGUGUCUGAAUUAUCUCUGAUAAGUCUGUUAAUUGUCUGGAAAAAAAAAUUUCACCGCUCACAAUGAACGGCUUUAGCACCGGGGAAGAAGACUCGAGGGGUGCAGCGGAUCAAAUUUGUUGCCUGGUGGACGAGGGAGAGAGAUGUACUCGCCCUACCAGCAACGCCUCGUACAGUAAGAGAAUUCAGAAAACCGUCACUCAGAAACGUCUCAAGCUCAAUCUCGACCACAUGGCCCGUCACAUAUACAUCUGCGAGUAUCAUAAGCAAGUAAUCCUCUGCGCCAGGUCCAAGCAGCAGCAACAGCAGCAACGCAGGCGGAAGGAGUCUGAAGAGGAUUCGGGUGAAACUGAUAACGAUCUGCCAGAAGCUGACCUUUUUCAGCUUCAAGUCGGAACUUUGCGCCGUUACAAACGUCACUACAAAAUCUCAACACGACCUGGACUGAACAAAGCUCAACUAGCAGAUACGCUCAUGAAACAUUUCAAGACAAUUCCUGUCGUGGAAAAGGAAGCCCUCACAUUCUUCAUAUUCACCGUUAAGACUAAUGCUAACAAGUUAGAUCAGAAGAAUGGAUUGACCAGUGAACCUACGUAACAUGGAGUUGACUCUGUGUCGUCUACACUUACAUUUGAAAUCGUAUGGCAAGGUAUAUCGAAUGGAUCGCUUUCGAC